Messenger RNA from Rhopalosiphum maidis (corn leaf aphid), 1145 nucleotides. RefSeq lists its product as uncharacterized. Gene Ontology annotation, biological process: telomere maintenance via telomere lengthening; regulation of DNA-templated transcription. Lineage: Eukaryota; Metazoa; Arthropoda; Insecta; Hemiptera; Aphididae. Bases 176 to 1036 code for a protein of 286 amino acids. Gene Ontology annotation, molecular function: telomeric repeat DNA binding. The transcript has 8 exons. Gene Ontology annotation, cellular component: shelterin complex. The record is from RefSeq and is a predicted model, not a curated record.
CAUGUACAACCUGUUUAAAAUAUUAUUAUUAUCAUAAAUCAUUUUUUAAAAUAAUAUUUUGUCGUGGUUACGACGUUAUUUAUAAUUUCUUAUAUGAUUUUCAGCGAUUAUCUGUUUAAAUAAGUACCGCAAAAUAGAUUUUAAAAUUCAAUUCGAUGUGUAAGUACAAUUAAAAAUGGAUUUUAUGUCAACGGAUUUUGAUCUGGCAGAAAACGUAUUUUAUUUUCACAACGCUGAACUACAAAGUUUGGCGUUUGUGCUCGACUGGGAUACAAGAGAAAAAUUUUAUUUGAACCUAUUAAGUAAGUCCUUUGCAGAUGUAUUGGAUAAACCAAAUAAUCAUUCAAUGGUGCUUGCAAAACCAGGAAAAACCAAUUAUUUUCAUAAAAAGAUCCCAGCAUUUGAUAUUAAAUACAUUGAAGAUUGCUUUAAAAUCAAAAAUUAUCCUGAUCCAACCAAAUAUUUAAUUAAAAAUACAAGUCUUGCAAAUUAUACAAAAGAUGAUAUAUUUGAUUGUUGGCUCUAUCAAAAUAAAUCAUGGUUUGAUUUAGUCUCAAUUCCAGAAAACAAAAAUAAUAACUGUACAAUUAUAUCAUCAUCUACUAAUCCCAUUUCUAAAGUCAAUAGAUCUAACGCUGAUUCAGAUGAUUUUGUGUUGUCACAUACUUUACAGAAGACUAAUCCAUCUAAAAACACAAGAAUGCCUUAUUCGCAUAAAGAAGAAAUGAGUAUUGUUAAUUUCAUAAUCAAAAACAAUUAUGCUUUCAAUGUCACUGGGGUAUCAAUGUGGCAACAUAUGGAACGUGCAAAUGUUUGUAGACUCCGUACAUGGCAAUCUAUGAAACAAAGAUAUUUAAAACACAUUAAAUUUGAUUUAAAUUCGGGAAGUCAUAGAUUUCCAUUUCUUUCACCACAGGAUUUGAAACUAUUGCGACAAGGUUUAAAUAUUGAAAAAAUAAAUAAGAACGAUAAAGAAGCAAUAAAAUCCCAAUUAAAUGAAGAACGAAUAAGUCAUUGGGAAUCAGACAGUUCCUAAUAAAUUUCAUUAGCAAUAAAAUGUACACAUAACAUAAGGUAUAAUAAUGUAGUUUCUUUUUUAUUAUGCGCCUGUCUUUUUUAAAUAAAGUGGUUUAAACUUAAAAUUA